AUGAAGACUAACAUCAUCACAACCAAAACCACAAUUUACACUCUUCUCCUCCUUCUUCUCUUCUCCACUUCUCUAAAUUUCAGCUCUGCAGUAGCUACAGUGAAUUGCAAUACUAUCACAACAGAAGCAGCACCAUGUUUAGGCUUCAUCACUGGAAGUGUUCCUAGCCCUCCGGCGGCGUGCUGCAGUGGGUUGAAGCAAAUAGUGGAGAGUGGCACAACCGUCACUGAUCGCCGAGCAAUUUGUCAGUGCAUGAAGGAUGCUAUUAAAGAGUUCCCUGGUGUGAAAGAGAAGUUCUUGUCUCAGCUUCCAAAAGCCUGCAAUGUUUCUGGUGCAUUGAAGAGUAGAAGUGAGAGAGAUGGCCAAGAGAUGAAUAAGAGGGGAAUUAAUAAACACUAA
Dioscorea cayenensis subsp. rotundata (Guinea yam) is the source of this 399-nucleotide messenger RNA. RefSeq names its product non-specific lipid-transfer protein A-like. Gene Ontology annotation, cellular component: membrane. NCBI's taxonomy places the organism in Eukaryota, Viridiplantae, Streptophyta, Magnoliopsida, Dioscoreales, Dioscoreaceae. The transcript has 2 exons. The record is from RefSeq and is a predicted model, not a curated record. Gene Ontology annotation, biological process: lipid transport. Bases 1 to 399 code for a protein of 132 amino acids. Gene Ontology annotation, molecular function: lipid binding.